AUGUGUGGAAGGAAGGUCCUUGAUUUCUCUUUAGGAUCGCCUCGUGAUUUUCUGAUCACAGAUUGGGCUUGGUCGAAGGUAAAAGCUGGAAAGAUGAAUGAAAUUUUGGAUAGCAUCCUAGUAAAGACUGAGGAUUCAGUAAGUUCAAAUCCAAGGGCUAUAAUGGUGAGAUUUCUCCUCGUUGGAAUAUUAUGUGCCCACGUGAUGGUGGCCUUGAGGCCAACUAUAUUGGAUGCACUGAAAAUGUUAGAAGGAGAUAUUGAGGUUCCUGAAAUUCCAGAUAGACCAGCACCUCUUGGACAACCUUCAUUGUCUAAGGCUAAAGGCAACACAUUCAGCAUAUCACCAGCCUUGAGUUGCUUGCAACUGCCUGCUGGAGACAUGCUAAGGUGA
Messenger RNA from Capsicum annuum, 393 nucleotides. Its product is annotated as probable receptor-like protein kinase At1g11050. The record is from RefSeq and is a predicted model, not a curated record. NCBI's taxonomy places the organism in Eukaryota, Viridiplantae, Streptophyta, Magnoliopsida, Solanales, Solanaceae. Bases 1 to 393 code for a protein of 130 amino acids. The transcript has a single exon.